UAUAAAGAGAAUAUAAGAACAUGUUCCUUGUUUGUAUUUCUUUAUCCUUUUCUUUUUCAGUGACAAAAACAAAAAUGCAACGAAAAAAUCAAGAUGAAACCCAUUCAAUGCUGGUAUCAUUGGAUUCUACUUCAUCUUCAUCAGCAAGUGCCUCAUCAGCGGUAUCAGAAUCAGUGACAGAUGACAAAGAACACUGGCAGGAACGUUGGCCAGGGCAUCUUGUUCGAGCUACUUUGCCUACUCUUCCACCUGUACAUUCCCAUUUGCAAUAUAGUCCUUAUCCGCUUAGAAUGCAUAGGCCUCGAUUGACAGCAACAUUGUGGGAGGAUGAGAGCACGCUAUGUUACCAGGUCGACACUCGAGGGAUUUGUGUAGCUCGUCGUCAAGACAACAACAUGAUUAAUGGUACCAAAUUAUUGAAUGUGGCUGGUAUGUCUCGUGGUAAACGAGAUGGCAUAUUAAAGAACGAAAGAGGGAGAGUAGUUGUCAAGGUAGGAGCAAUGCAUUUAAAAGGUGUCUGGAUCCCUUUUGCUCGAGCAAAGACACUGGCUACUCAAUUCAACAUCCUGGAUGCUCUUUAUCCUAUCUUUGCAGAUGAUCCAGUCUCUUUUCUUUACCCUUCUCAUUUUUAUCAAUUACAUAAUGGCCCGGCUAUAAACCCAUAUCAACGUGGUCAAACCGAGAGUUCUGCCGAAGGUAAAAAAGAUUUUUUUGCAUCAUUCACUCUUAUUUGACAUUGAAUUAGUCAAUAACUCAAUUUCCCCUGUUAAACAAUAUCCUGGUGAGUUUUGGUGAUUGCUUUAUAUGUGUCUGUUUAUGUUUGUUUGUGUAAAGGACGAUGUGAUAAAUUAGCUGUAAAGAUAAAUCAUUGUAUU
Molecule: messenger RNA, 875 nt
Organism: Rhizopus microsporus ATCC 52813
Lineage: Eukaryota; Fungi; Mucoromycota; Mucoromycetes; Mucorales; Rhizopodaceae
Product: apses-domain-containing protein
Exons: 4
Coding region: 75-734 (219 amino acids)
Biological process (GO): positive regulation of transcription by RNA polymerase II
Cellular component (GO): nucleus
Molecular function (GO): DNA-binding transcription factor activity; sequence-specific DNA binding
Source: RefSeq, a predicted model, not a curated record